Molecule: messenger RNA, 1095 nt
Organism: Symbiodinium natans
Lineage: Eukaryota; Dinophyceae; Suessiales; Symbiodiniaceae
Source: the annotation of a GenBank genome assembly
AUGACUUUCAUUCGCCUGUGGGGUCUGGUGUGGACGGCUGCUUGGUGCUGGGCGCAGGCCUUUGAGAUCUCCAGCGCCAGCACUGGCCAAGUUGCGCGAGACCACGGGCACUCACAUGAUCACUCACAUGUUGCUGAAGUCUCAGCGACAGGGUCCUUAGUGCAGCGGAGUUACAUGCGUCAUGAUAACGAUUACGACUUCAACACGGGGUCGGAGGCUGAUAUGUACCAGUUGACACUCCUGGAAGGUGCACAGAGAGAUCAGACAACGCAGGCGAUUGUGACCCACGUGUGUAGCAAAGACUGGGCUCCAGGGGCUUUGGCGCUUGCUGCCUCUUUACGUGCAGCUGGAACUUCUCGGAAUUUGGUCCUGAUGGUCACAGAUACAGUUGGCAGACGCUACCAAAAACUCUUCGCUUCCGUCUUUGACAAGGUGUAUAUCGAGGAGCCAGUAAAGCCCCAUAAUGGCAUCACUCGAGACGGUGCCGACUGUGUAACGCUUCAGCUGAGGGCUUGGCAGCUGCCCUAUACGAAGAUUUUGUACAUGGAUGCGGAUAUCAUUGCUCUCAAGACCCAUGAUCCAGUCCUGGACACUUUCGGUGAGCUUUCUGCUCGUCAAGAUUCUGGGCUGUUAGCUCAGUUCAACGGCGGCAUGUUCGUGCUCGAGCCUUCAGCAGACAAGUUCAAGAAGCUGCGAGGACUAUUGAAGUCGCAAGAUGCAACAUCGACAGCUGUCGGCAGCAAUGGUGGCAUUCAGCAGUUCCUGAACUAUGCGUUUCCACCCUGCGCGCACGGGUCACAGGUAGGCUGUUGGCAAGGGGUGUUGGAAGAUACCUACAACAAGUUCACAAGGGACAUCAGCGAGACAGACCUCGAUGCGGACAAGUUCGCCAGCCUUCACUUCAGCGGCGACUGGGGUGGUGCCAGAAAGCCGUGGAUGUCGGGCUGCUUGCACACAUCGGAUUCCAUGACGCACCAGACAGGGUCCCUCCAAGGCAGGAUGUUGCAGAUAUGGAUGAACGCCUUUCAUCAAGUGCAAGCACCAGACGGUCUUGAAGACCUUCUGCACACAGACUGCCCCGGCGAAGAUGGCUGA